AUGAUUACCUUUCCCAAGCCACCUCAUAAAGCUUCUAAGCAAGCGAAUUUAAAUAAACCAAAAGAAUCAACUUGGAUUUCAUUAUCAAUUAAGCCUGAGCUCGAUCCAAAAUUUGUGCGCAAAAGCAAAAAGUUUCUAAAAACAAGGGACCGAAAUUAUGAUCUAGUGCAUCUUCAGCCUAAAAAUAGAACUCACUUAAGAACUAGAACAUGCAUAGAACUAAAACCGUUAAAAAAUAAAGAAAAAGUGAACUCUCCGCUAUCUACAACUCCUAGUCUUUCUCCUCCAAAAACUAUAAGAGCAAAUUUAAACUCUUUAAUAGAGCUCCCUACAUCUUCAAGCCCUGAGCUUACAUCAUGUAGAAGGGUAAGACGGUCAAAUACCUUAAAAUCUAUAUCUCCUCGAACAGAUUAAAUUAAAUUAAAUUAACAGCUUUGUUUAAAGACGGCUGAGGAUUUCCACCUCUAAAAGUUAUCCACAUCAGUUAAGAAGGCCUGACUGACACCAUCUACCUCACUUAGGCAUCAGCUACCUGGCCUGCUUCCGGGGCGUCCGUUCACUAUCAGCUGGAGCCUGGGGCGUAACUCCCAGUUCACGCUAGGCACCUGCUGUCUUCAGGGUCCCUAAUUCGAGUAAGGAUCAUAGCUAAUCUCGGGGACGAUGCCGACUGUGCCCUUUCCAGCUCCGUGUAAGAAGGAAAAAUCCUAUGUCCCAGGUAUCAUAUCCUGUGGCACGAGAAAAAAACCUCUGCCGGAAUACAUUAUGGAUACUGGGCCUGCAUCUCAACUUGGUUCCUCCACCUAGCUGUUUCCAGCAGGUGUUGAGGAAAUUGCGUCAAGAGGGCGGGUGAUCGCCUCCACUAUUUAAUGUUUAUCCUCGCACAGAUAAUCAAGAGCUUGAGAGCAUUAUUUCUGGUGCAAGUCAGCUGCAUUCACAAACCCGAUCUUUAAAGCGACAUUUCUCGUUGAAAUUCUUUAAUAUCCAAAAAGAUUUCCGAAAAUUCAAUAAAUUUUUGGAAUUCGCAGAUUAA
Blepharisma stoltei is the source of this 1030-nucleotide messenger RNA. The record is from the annotation of a GenBank genome assembly. NCBI's taxonomy places the organism in Eukaryota, Ciliophora, Heterotrichea, Heterotrichida, Blepharismidae.